Talpa occidentalis (Iberian mole) is the source of this 3062-nucleotide messenger RNA. RefSeq names its product CD164 molecule (gene CD164). The coding region runs from base 65 to 697 and encodes 210 amino acids. The transcript is spliced from 6 exons. NCBI's taxonomy places the organism in Eukaryota, Metazoa, Chordata, Mammalia, Eulipotyphla, Talpidae. The record is from RefSeq and is a predicted model, not a curated record. Gene Ontology annotation, cellular component: lysosome; endosome.
CCAGAGGGAGUGACGGAGCGUCGUGCGCCGCAGCUUUCUCCGGGGUACCCGCGCCGAGGCCGCGAUGUCGGGGCACUCUCGCCCGCUGCUCUGGGCGGCCGCCUGCCUGGCCGCACUCUGUGUGCUGACCGCGGCUCAGAGCACCGCCGUGACCCCGAACACGACUCAGCCUGCGAGUUCAGAACCUACCAAGCCGACCCCCACGGCGGCGCCCACCCCCUCGGCGGCGCCGACCCCCACGGCGGCGCCGACCCCCGCGGCGGUCACCACCCCGGUACCAGAACCCUGUGAAAGCCACAGCUGUGUUUCCUGUGUUAAUGCUAGCCGUGAUAAUACUUCCUGCUUUUGGAUAGAAUGUAAAACAGCAGAGAAAAGCCACUGUUCACAAAAUUCAUCGAAAGUUGGUGAUUGCCAGUUACUAAACAGUACAGACCAGUGUUCUGUAGUGCCUACUCCUCCAUUGCCAACCCAUUCUACAGCUAAAACCACAACUCUGCCUUCCCCUUCUACAACUUCUCCCAUAACUACUACAUCAGGUACAGCUAAUACCACUUUAACUCCACAACCUAUGCGGAAAUCUACCUUUGAUGCAGCCAGUUUCAUUGGAGGAAUUGUCCUUGUGUUGGGACUGCAGGCUGUAAUUUUCUUUCUCUAUAAAUUCUGCAAAUCUAAAGAACGAAACUAUCACACUCUGUAAACAGACUAAUUAAAUUAGCAAGAACGGACGUGUAACUCACUGAAACCAAAAUAUUAUCUCAAGAUGUCCCACAUGGAAGACGAUAUUCCAGGAUCUUUAAAUUUCCAAAGGAUGCAUAUAGGAUAUUUGGAGCAUUGUCUUUGAGGAAGAAUCUGUUAAAUCAUUUUGCUCAACAGGAAUAUUUAAGAUAUUCUGCAUGAAUCCUUGUGGCUGUCUUCUUUUAUUUUAAAUGGCUGCUGCUGUGGGAUUAUGUUCUCUUCUUGACAUGCCAAAUGUAACUUUCUGUAAGUGAUGGAAAAUAUUGUUCUGCACAGGCAACCUCAUGACUCUUCUGGCAGUUUAAAUUUAGUCCUUUUAAAUCUUGAAAGCUGCAUUAUUUUUACCCUAACUCAGGAUGUAGUUUAGUGACCAGAACUGAGAAGAAAGUGCCAAAUGAGCUUCAAUCAGGUGGAUUUUUGGCUAUCAUUUCAAAAGUGGAAUAAAUUUAUAAAUUUAGUAUCCUUAGAGUAAACUGUAUCCUUAGAGUAAAAAUUUGUGAUUGAUAAUAAUUAUUUUUUUUCUACAUUAGAAAUAAGAGGCCACAUAGGGAAUUACAUUCCAGAUUUAAAGAAAUGAAUGGAAAGGAUACAGGCAUUAAAGUAUAGUAGGUUAUUGCUCGUACUUGUAAAGCACCUUAUAUCAUUGAGAAAAUAAAGAACAGUGCCUUAAAAGACAGAAUGAAAGGUAGGCUGUAACUUAAAAUGACUGAGGCUAGAAGUUGGUCUGAGAAUGUAACUUGAUGUGAGCAGUAGUGAAUCUGCUUUUAGGUACCAUGCUGUUAGUAUUCAUUUGAAAACUUACUUUAUCUCAGAGCUGAGUAACUUAAGCUAAAGGGUAUUAUACAAAAUUGAAAGCCGCCUUUCUUAUAGUGAACUUCCCAGUAUUUUUCAUAUGGCUGUUAAAUAAUAAAGAUAAAAUUGAUUUAUAUUUUCCUUUGUGCUUCAAAAAAAGUAUCCUAACACUAUUGUACCUUGAAGGACUUCACCAAGCUUUCUUGAAAAAAUAACUUCUUUGUGAGGUAAGAAAAUAAGUUAUUUUGGAAUGUUUUCCUUGACUUUUUGGGACAGUCAUUUUUUAAGUUUUGAGACCACAGAUGUGACUAGUGUAAUUUCAGAAAAUCAAAGGAUUUUUUUUGGCUUAUCAGAUAACUAUAGAUUUUUAAUGAUUGCCUUGAACGGACGGAUUGUGCUUUUGCUUUUUCUUCCCCCUUUUUCUUAGUUUCAGUUCCUGUAAUAAGCAUGCAUACUUUUAUUUAGUUUGUGAAGCACUACUUUUUUUUGGUUUUAGAGGUAUAUUUCUCCCUUGUCUUUGACACAUUGGAUUAGUUUAGAGGCUUAAAUUUGUUUAAAGUGAAGUUUUGUUUUUCUAGUUCAUGUACGUUUUAUGUUUUAGUUUCUUUAGCCAAUAGUGGCUGAGUGUAGCACUUGGUUUUCAAUAUUUUAUAGUAGGAUAGAACAAAUUGCUUUGGUCCAUUUCAUAAACAAAUUCCUUGCAUUUAGAUAAUUAUAUUAAAGGCUCUUAAAAAUGAAGAUUUACUCUUUCUUUAUUACUUGCUGAUACAGCUGAAGUUUGUUUUACUUGCACAUUUGUACAUAUACCUAAUGUUUUCAAGUGCCUUAAUUGUUUAAAAAUCUCUGGCUUCAAAGGUUUUUGGGGAAAGGUAGGUUUACCUCACAGUUUUGUGUUUUCAUUUCUAGUAAUAAUCUAGGUACCUCACAAAAAACUUUAUUACGGUGCCAUGGCUAUUAGUUUUUAGUGAGUGCUAUAAAAUGUAAGAUUCAUUUGAAAAUAAUUUCCAUUUCUCGCAAAAGUGGCAACAAUUAGCUACAGUGGUAAUAUCUGUCAUUUGCCUAAAUAUGAAUACCUUGCCACACAUCAGUGUCAGCACAUAAACUAUUUUCAUGAGCUGAUGAAGCCUCUCAUCUGUAAUUUUGAAUACUGAUCUAACAAAAUCAUAAGAAAUUAGUUUUUGCAAGUCUACAGAAGAGCUCUUACAACAGAACUUACAGCCGUUCCCUCCACCCCCUUAACUUUAGCAGUUAUCUUGAGCCAUUAAUAAAUAAUUUUUGGGUUUUUUAAAUCCAGAAGGUAUAUAGAAACCUCUUCAGAUUUUUCAUCUGAUAUGUUCAUGCAGAUGUAGUUCUAUCAGAAAUACUUGUUUUACUUUACAGAUAUUUGUUGCACAGACACUGCUGUAUGUAGAAAUUUCUGUUUCAGUUCUUUAGAAACUGUAAAACCAAUCUGUAUCAUGUACCAAACUGAUUUAAAAUAAAACUACAUGUUUAUUGAAUUCACCAGCUUUUUACCUCUUUGGACUGUGAAAUUU